UAAAUUGUCUAUUUUAGCUCCAACAACCGUGUUUGAGGACGAAAUCGGUUCACCACCGCUCCAUUUCGCCAAACCGUUUCAGUUCAGUGAACAAAAAUCUGCUAAAUCGGACUGUUUGAAAGCUUGAAACCUCCUUCGUCCUCACGUCAAGCAGUCAAAAGGCAAGCGUCAUUGAAGUACAUUUUGUUUCCCUAGGCAGCGCUGAAAAAACGGCAGAAAGCACAGGCAUAUGUUUGCACCGUUCGAGCAACAUUAGUGUGCGGUGAGAAGGAAAACUGAAAAAAACAAUGGUUCGCAAGUUCUAAGCAAACGCAAUCCACGGCUGAGAUGCUGCCAGUAGCCCGCUAACAACAGCUGAGAAGGUCUGCGUGCUCAUUGUUGUUUACGAAGGGCCCUUACAGGUUGAUCAUGUUAUUUUCCCGUUCCCGUGCGGUAAUAAUAGUGGCAGUGUUUGGUUGGGACUGAAACCCGCUCCCAUGUGAGGCAAACCAUGUGAAGGAACACCCAGGUGCGAACCAGGAACGUGUGUGUGUGCGUGUGUUGUGUGUGUGUGUGUGUGCGUGUUGUGUGUAUGUGCGCCCGCGGGCAAUAAUGUAGCACCCCUGAGAGUGAUUGUGUGCGUCUAACCCGCCGCAUAUUCUGUGUGUGCAAAGUGCAAGUUUUGAAGUGGAAAAGAAGAAGAAGAAGAAGAAAACAAGGGAGAAAAGUGCAUCCCCCCCAUCCAGCCAGAUCCGCCGAGAAGUCAGUUCGUGGCUGAAUGGAAUGUGCGCUGCGGGUUUUCCGACUGGCCGCAACAUCAACAACAACAACGCCACGAUAGGAAGGUAGUGUUUUUCCAUCUGGCAGCAGCGACUGUGAACACUACAAAGGGUGAAGAUUCGGAAAGUGCUUUAUUCAAGAUUCGCCAUUUGGAACCCCACAACACACAACAAAACGUCGUGCUGGUUCUAGUUGUUUGUGCAUCACGCGAAGUAACUUGCUUUACUCCCGUCGCCCUUAGUAACCAGGAGCGAAAGUAAAGAAUUGGUUUCAUCACAACUGGGUAUUGAAGUUGCGAAUGGUGGUUGUUUUCCACCAAACGUACCCCAUUCUAGCGGACGGCGAAUAAACACACAAGGUUUCUUAUAAAAGAGAUCCCAACCCCGAUACCGACGAAUAGACGCACCCUGGAGGUUUCGCUGCACCGACGACGACGCCGACGACUACAACGACAACGGCGACGGUGACACAGCAUCCUAAAUGCAGCGAAAAUCGAUCGAACCGAAAAGAAAAUAGCACACACAAAAAACCACGGUGAAAACGGUCCCACAGAAACGGAACCAUAUAUGUGUCUGCUGCCCGGGCGAACGCACUGGAUCGGUGCCGAAGGCUAAAGUAUGUUCUCUGGCAGUUCGCAUGUAUCGAUCACGGAUGCGGCUGAUUACGACUUCGAGAAUGCGGAAAAUGCAGCCAAAUGGAGGGGCCUGUUCAUUACAUCGCUGCGGAAGGUGCUGGAGCAGGUCCACCCAUCGUUGCAGGCCAAGGAGGACGCGCUGCUGUACGUCGAGAGCCUCUGCCUGCGACUGUUAGCGACACUGUGUGCGAAGCCACCGCCGCACACGGUUAUGGACGUGGAGGAACGUAUCAGUCGCACCUUCCCGAACCCGAUCGAUAGGUGGGCGCUAGGAGAGGCGCGCGAGACGAUAGACAAGUCGAAGAAGAAGAAACCAGUCCUACCAGUUGAUCGUGUGCAUACGCUGCUGCAGAAGGAGGUGCUGCAGUACAAAAUCGACAGUUCCGUUUCGCUGUUUCUGGUGGCCGUUCUGGAGUACAUAUCUGCCGACAUCCUGAAGCUGGCCGGGUACUAUGUGAAGAACAUACGCCACAUCGAGAUAACCCGCGAGGACAUUGAGGUUGCCAUGUGCGCCGACAAGGUACUGAUGGACAUGUUCUAUCAGGGUGAAAGUUCGAACUCGAUGGCACCGAGCCCGCUACCACCGACGCCACGUGCCAGCCUCAGCUACGAGGAAGUCGUGAAGGAGUUGAUCCACGACGAGAAACAGUAUCAACGGGAUCUGCACAUGAUCAUCCGAGUAUUCCGAGAGGAGUUAGUUAAGAUAGUUAAGGAUCCAAAAGAGCUGGAUUUAAUAUUUUCCAACAUAAUAGACAUUUACGAAGUGUCGGUAACGUUGCUGGGAUCGCUGGAGGAUGUGAUAGAAAUGUCCCAGGAGCAGACACCGCCGUGUAUUGGUAGUUGUUUUGAGGAAUUGGCGGAAGCGGCUGAGUUCGAUGUGUACGCAAAGUACGCAAAGGAUAUUACCUCGGUGGCAGCGAAGGAAGCGCUGGCAAACCUACUGGCACGACCGGAAGUAGCCAGUUCACUGAUGUCAGCUGGACACGGUUUCAAGGAGGCGGUCAAAUUUUACCUACCAAAACUACUUUUAGGGCCCAUCGGGCAUGCACAGUUAUAUUUGGACUACAUUAAGGUUUUACUACAGCUGAGCCCCUCCCAGGAGGACAAAGAGAGCUUCGAGCAGGUGCAGGGCCUGUUGAAACCGCUCCAGUGUGAGCUGCAGAGUAUUUCGUCGCUGCUGCCGAAGGAAUACUUCACCAGAGUGAACAGUCGGGCGCGGCGGCAAUCGGCGAUCGAAAAGACGCGCGAUUUGCAGAACACGGUCGAGCACUGGGACAAGGAUGUCGGUCAGUGCUGCAACGAGUUCAUCCGCGAGGACACACUGGCGAAGCUGAGCUCCGGCAAGCGGCAGACGGAGCGCAAGGUGUUUCUGUUCGAUGGUCUGCUGGUGCUGUGCAAGGCACGGAGGCAGAUCGUACCCGGAAACAACUACGAUUACCGCCAGAAGGAGCGUUUCUUCAUGCGUAAGGUGGAGAUCAUCGACCGGCCCGACACGGACGAGCUGAAGCAUGCGUUCGAGAUUUCGCCGCGCGAACAGCAGAGCGUGGUACUGAUCACGAAGAACGCCCAGCACAAGAACGACUGGAUGGCGGACCUGAUCAUGUUGAACACGAAGUCGAUGCUGGAGCGCAUCCUCGACAGUAUUCUCCUCGACAUCGAGAAGAAGCACCCGCUGAAGCUACCCAGCCCGGGGAUCUACAAGUUCGCGGUACCGGACAGUCCCUCGAACAUUGUGCUGGAGGAGCGUGAGGGUACGGGCGUACCACUGAUCAAGGGGGCCACGCUGUGCAAGCUGAUCGAGCGACUGACCUACCACAUCUAUGCGGAUCCAAUGUUCGUGCGCACCUUCCUGACCACGUACCGGUCGUUCUGUUCGCCGAAGGAAUUGUUGCAGCUGCUGGUGGAACGAUUCGACAUACCGGAUCCGGGGGUUGUGUACGAUCCGGCCAACGACAAGGAUGGGCUGGGCAGUGACACGGACAAAUUCCACAAGAACUCGCAGCGGGAGGACUGGAAGCGAUACAAAAAGGAAUACGUCCAACCGGUACAGUUUCGCGUGCUGAACGUGCUGCGGCACUGGGUGGAUCAUCAUUUUUACGACUUUGAGCGAGACUUGGAGCUGCUCGAGUCACUGGAACGGUUCCUCGACACGGUACGAGGCAAAUCGAUGCGCAAGUGGGUCGAUUCGGUGAUGAAGAUCGUGCAACGGAAGAACGAUAGUGAAGAUAAUCACCGACAGAUAACGUUUGCGUUCGGCCACAGUCCACCGGCGAUCGAGCAUCAUCUGCCGUUGAACAGUGAGAACGAGUUCAAUCUGCUUAUGUUGCAUCCCCUCGAGCUGGCACGUCAGUUGACAUUGUUGGAGUUUGAGAUGUACAAAAAUGUCAAACCAUCCGAACUGGUCGGUUCGGUGUGGACGGGGAAAGACAAGGAAACAACUAGUCCCAAUUUGUUGCGAAUUAUGCAUCACACCACGAAUUUCACCCGCUGGAUCGAGAAGUCGAUCAUUGAGGCGGAAAACUUCGAUGAGCGCGUAGCGAUGGCGAGCCGCGCGAUCGAGGUGAUGAUGGUGCUGCAGGAUCUGAACAACUUUAACGGCGUGCUGUCGAUCGUGUCCGCCUUCCAAGGGGCCGCCGUCCACCGGCUGCGGUUGACGCUGGAGGAAAUCCCCAAGCGCCAUCAGCAGGUGCUGGCCGAGUGCCGGGAGCUAAACAAUUCGCACUUCAAAAAGUACCAGGAGAAGCUGCGCUCCAUCAAUCCACCGUGCGUGCCAUUUUUCGGAAUGUAUCUGACCAACAUCCUGCACAUCGAGGAGGGCAACCCGGACUUUCUGCCGAACACGGAGCUGAUUAACUUCUCGAAGCGGCGACGUGUGGCCGAGAUUACGGGCGAGAUUCAGCAGUAUCAGAACCAGCCGUACUGCCUGAAGGUGGAUCCUAACAUAAGGCAUUUCCUAGAAAAUUUAGAUCCUUUCAAAGGAAUGAGCAUCACGGAAAUACAGAACUAUCUGUAUGACGAAAGCAAGCGGAUAGAGCCGAAAAACUGUCGUCAGCCUUUAAAAUGUCCCCGCAAAUGGCCAGACAUCUCGUUGAAGUCACCCGGUAUCAAGCCAUCGUCGCGGCGCAACAAUAGCUCCGCGAACUCUUCGAUGACGCUACCGGGUACGUUGCCGUACAGCAAGACCUCGUUGCUUACGAACAGCGACACCGGCGAACAGUCGCCUCCGGCAUCGUCGUCCUCGUCCGUGCACGAUUAUUCCAUCUUCGCGUCGGUCAACAUACACUCCACGUCCGGGGCGUCCUCCCUUUCCUCGCUGUACUACCAGCAGCAACAGCAGAAUCAACAUCCCGGGCUGCAUCAUGGCCAGCAAGCGUACGCCCAUGCAGUCCAGUAUCCGCUGCAGAGUUCCUCACAUCAUUACGGUUUCUAUCAGGGGCAUCCGGGUGGGAGCACGACACUCGGUCCCGGGUCCGGCUCGUCCGGCUCGGCCCAUUAUCACAGCGCGCACCAUCACCACAGCCAAGGGCAUCAUAAUCAUCAUCAUCAUCAUCACCAACAGCAGCACCAUCAUCACCAUCAUCCCACCUUCUCGCAGUCGAUCGCAAACCUCACGACGGCCGGCGGGGACAGCCAGAUGGCCCCGGAGAUACCGCGCCGCUCGGACAGUAUUAUACUGACCGGCACGAACGCCGCGAACCAUCUGAUAGCCGGCAGCCUGUCCGAGGGCAGCGGCAGCUACAACGGUGGAAAGCACCUGUCCACAUCGUACUAUCCUUCGGCCUCGCUGUCGACGCUCUCGUCGUCGCUCGCUUCCUCCUCUGUGGUGGGUGGUGGAUCGGUUGUAGGCGGAAGUGCCGGUGUCGGUGCGUCAACCUACUCGAUCGGAGGCAGUCUGUACAGCGGUUCCAGUAGCGAAGCAUCCGGCUAUGGUACGGCCAGCUCAGUCACGUCAUCUUCAGCGGCCAGUAUUGUUUCAAUGUCGCACAACGAUGGCGUGACGCAACUGCAGCAACCGCCACUACCAGGCACCGCAGCCGGUCAUCCUCCGGACAUUCCACCGGCGAUCAGCCCCCGGACGGAUAAGUCGCAACCGUUGCCUCCACCUCCGCCACCACCGCUGCAUGGCACGGGUGCGGGCAGCAACACGAGCAGCACCAGCAGUAACAGCACUGGCACGAUCGUGGCCAACACGACAACCGUGACGACCGCCAUCGCCAACAGUACUAGCAGUAAUUUUAGUCAUAGUGCAUCCUAUGCUAUCAAAAAUCAAAACUGUGAUUCCUCCUACACCGCCGGCACCACCGCCCCUGGUGGGAUGGCAUGCAAUUCCAUCGGUAGCGGCAGCACUGGGGUAGUGCCGCCGCCGCCGCCCCCACUUUCCAACAACUCCAGCGCCGGUCGACCGUCGUCCUGCGAGAACUCGCCCAUCUAUCCUUCCAGUCCGAAGAUCCAUCUAUCGUACAACCACUCCGGUGGCGGUGGCGGUGCGCUUCCCUCCACGGAAACGACGCCUGCUGCACCCUGUCCGCAUCAUAAACAUUGUCAACACCACGCACAGCACCAUUCGGCAGCGACCGAUGGCAGUGGUUUCACGUGGCAGCCAUAUUCCUCUUCCCCUGGGCAGCAGCAUCAGCAAGGUGAUAGCAUCGGGGCCGCGUCCCCUUGUCAGGCCUGCGGCAACGCGUGUCAUUUGUGCAAUAGUAAUUGCGACGUCGGUGGUGGUGGAGGAGGAGGUGCAGGACUGCCGAAUAAUGCCGACCUGGGCCCCAUACCGCACUCACCGCACGUCAACGUACCAAAUACACACAACGUUCUACCACCCUUGCCGCCUCCACUACCUCCUAGGGUUAAACGAAAAGAAUCUUCCACGGAGUCGUCCCAGUCGUCUCAGAUACGGCAAGCACCGGAUGCACCGACGCUACCACCGAGAGACGCUAGUCCACCACCGUUACCGCCGCGGACGCACACACAAUCCCACUAUCAGUUUGGCGUUGCCAGUCAGGGUGGAUCGACCGUGCUCCUCAACUACACGCAACCACCGUCGGCCAAUCAUCCGGGUGCCGGCGGUAGCUACACGAUGGAUCCUGCCGGUUGGAACCAUCAUUCCUCAUUCCGUAUGAAGGAUGAAUCUACAUCGUCGUCAUCGUCCUCGUCGACGCUGACGCGAGACAACUUAAACCAGCACAACCAUCAUCAGCAGGUGGCCGGCGGUAGCGGUAACCACAGCAGCAACACUAGCAGCAGUAUCGAGCAGCGAUUGUUGAUGCUGCCGCACACCAGCACCAUCAUGAUGCGCCGCAACUCGGCGAUGGAUCGUGCAUCGAAAGAGAACAUUCCCAACCUGGCCACCUCGAGUUCGCUGUCGUCCGGGCUGUCGGCGAUCGUCGUCGGCGGUGGCGGUGGAACGCCCGGUAGCGGUGCCGCCAUGACGCCGGGCCCUCCUGCUAUCCCUUCGGCGAAUCCUGGCGGCGGUUCGGUCGGCAACAGUCCGUCGGCAGUGAAGAAUAAAUCGGUACAAAAUUCGCCCAUCUCGUCGGCAGGAGGCCAGCCGACCCAGCAGCAGCAGCAGCAGCAGCAAUCGCAUCAGCCGCAACUGCAAGGAAACGUUCUCUGUCGUAGGGCGAGUACCAAUAUUUCACCCCGUUUUUCGCCCGGUGAAACGACACCGAAGCUACCGCCAAAACCGAAACAAUCCAAUCUGAAUUCAGAUCGUACAAUGUUCCCGUAUCCUAGCACCAACUGACCCAACGGAGGCCCCGGUUGCUGUGGACGCUACUUUUUACGCUAACCCUUGGACAGUGCUCAGCUGCAGUGGAAUGCUUUUGGUAGCCUUCAGCACAUAAGCCAUAUGUUACGGAACGUAAUAAUCAGCAAAACGGCACGAACGGCGAGACAACAGCAGAAAAAACAGCCCAAACGCACAGUGAGAUGAUGGUAAUCGAUCUUUGUUGUUGAUGAUUGUUAGAUGUGUUUUUGACGAGGAGGUUGACGGAAGCUUGUUUCCUAAAGAUUGUACCAAGCAGUUUUGACACUUGUAACAUAUACGCUAGGCAGUUUCGGUUCCGAGUCGAGAAGGCGUAAAACCGGAAAGUGCAGAAAAAGAAUCAAUGUUUGGAAGAGAUAAUGGGUUUGUCCCUUGGUAUUUCGGAACAACAGCACCCACACUCUUCGGUUCGACAGUUGAGUACCGGGUGGAAGGUUGCACGGAGAUUCGCUGUACUGUUCCUCUAGUUUUGUGCUUCGUGUACAUGUGCGUGUUUCUCUUUGUCUAAAAAACUAGAAGCUAGAAAGCAGCGGACGCAACGCAGGAAGGUUGUAGGAAACGAAUCAGUGCCAUAUGACGCAAAUUUUUGUUGUUUGUUUGAUAAUCGCGAUGGAGAUAAGAUGGGUGCAGCAUCCGGAGAGUGUCUGGGGCGGGGAAGAAUUAACGAUUUUUUAAUUUGAUUAUAAUAAUUUUAAUUAUCUUGCUUUGAUGCUUUUUAUUCAACCGACAAUACCACCAACAAAGGAAGGAUAAUUCUAGUGAUUUUGUUUUAAAUAUAAGAAGCAGUAUAGGCCGGAAUUUCUGGUAAAAAAGAUACGCAAUCGUAUUGUUUUAAGUCGCAUACAUCGAGCGUUCGAUAGUUUCCUCCGUGUUAUGCUAUGAAAUGAAGUACAAUAUGCGAAUAGAAAAUAUGUUACAUUGGGAAGACCAACGGUAUAUAUAUAUAGUUCUGUCUUUCGUUCUUAACAUCUUUCUCUCUGAGUCCCGAUGCAGUAGAGCUCUUGCUUAUUUAGUAUUUGUCUUCCUUUCGGUGAUUCGUUCCUCUUCCGGCCAGACACUCGAGUCCGAUGCUGCACCUAGCAUGAAGUGGUGUAGCAGGGUUUACUGCAGCCGAUUUGGAUGGAAAGGAUACUAAAAACACAAACAAAAAAAAACGAAUAACACCUUGCGUGCGGUUGACUUGUGGUCCGUUAAAGGGACUGUGAACCCGAUCAGACAUAUUUGUAUUACAACGGUACAGCCGAAAGCAAAGCUAAAUCA
Anopheles coustani is the source of this 8417-nucleotide messenger RNA. It is a transcript of the gene Sos, whose product is annotated as protein son of sevenless. The transcript is spliced from 21 exons. Gene Ontology annotation, molecular function: guanyl-nucleotide exchange factor activity; protein heterodimerization activity; DNA binding. NCBI's taxonomy places the organism in Eukaryota, Metazoa, Arthropoda, Insecta, Diptera, Culicidae. Gene Ontology annotation, cellular component: plasma membrane; nucleosome. The record is from RefSeq and is a predicted model, not a curated record. The coding region runs from base 1377 to 7136 and encodes 1919 amino acids. Gene Ontology annotation, biological process: Ras protein signal transduction; positive regulation of GTPase activity.